This is a messenger RNA of Lucilia sericata (common green bottle fly), 810 nucleotides long. RefSeq names its product aquaporin AQPcic-like. The coding region runs from base 93 to 788 and encodes 231 amino acids. Lineage: Eukaryota; Metazoa; Arthropoda; Insecta; Diptera; Calliphoridae. The transcript has 2 exons. The record is from RefSeq and is a predicted model, not a curated record. Gene Ontology annotation, cellular component: plasma membrane. Gene Ontology annotation, biological process: transmembrane transport. Gene Ontology annotation, molecular function: water channel activity.
AAUUCUAAAAAAUAAUUUUAGUGUGAAUUUAAACAUAGAGUUAAAAGUAUAUUCUGCUAAAUUAAAAACAAAAAUUACAAGAUCUAAUAAUUAUGAAAUCGUUAACUAACGAUAUAGUAUCACGUCUAUUGGCAGAAUUUGUGGGUACUACCAUUCUAGUAUUCUUAGGCUGUUUGGGUUGUGCCGGCAAUGAAUACAGUUUAUUUAAAAUUGCCUUUAAUAUGGGUUUUACCGUUAUGCUUAUUGUCCAGAGUUUGGGUUGUGUAUCGGGUGCUCAUUUAAGUCCAGCCAUUACAUUGGCCGCUUAUAUUAUGAAUCUAAUCAGUCCUCUUUUGUCUGUGGGCUAUUUUUGUGCUCAAUUGUUGGGUUGCUUUACGGGUUAUGCCCUUCUAAUGUUUUUGAUUCCAAGCUCUUUUUUGCCCACUGGACCAAACGACGAUGGUUUCUGCCUAACAUUGCCACAUCCUGAAUUGGGUUAUAUGCAGGCUGUUGCUAUUGAAUUUAUUAUCACCGCUACUUUGGUAUUCUUUGCCUGCAGUUUUUGGGAUCCCAGGAAUGCCGAAUAUGGUAAAACUAUACCAAUAAAAUUCGGCUUUGCCAUUAUUUGUUUGGCUUGUACUGCUGGCAACUUUACGGGUGCUAGCAUGAAUCCGGCUCGUUCUUUGGCCCCUGCUUUAUGGAAUAACAAUUACAAAUAUCAGGGAGUUUAUUGGAUUGGUCCUUUAGGUGCUGCUGUUGUCAGUUCAUAUUUGUAUAAGCUGGUAUUUUGGCGUGAUGUACAAGAAUGAUUAUAAAAAUUUAAGCAAAAAA